This is a messenger RNA of Closterium sp. NIES-65, 810 nucleotides long. The record is from the annotation of a GenBank genome assembly. Lineage: Eukaryota; Viridiplantae; Streptophyta; Zygnematophyceae; Desmidiales; Closteriaceae.
AUGUUCCACUUAUCCACACCGCUCUCUCUCCCCAUCAGUUUGCCUCCCCCCCGCCUCUCCCCCGCCUCCCUUCCGCCUCCCUUCCGCCUCCCCCCCGCCUCCCUUCCGGCUCCCCCCCUUUCCUUCCGCCCCCCUCCCCCCACAGAACUGCGCAUGCCCGCUUCCCUCCCUGCACUCACUCACUCGCCGUCCUUCCAUCCUCGUGUGAAUGCGGUUGCUACCCCACAUUCCCCAUCACACCCCUCCCUCUUUCCCCUUCAGUUAUACAGCUUUCUCCCCUCCACCCCUUUCAGCCUAGCUGCAGCUACUCGUGCUCCAGCAGCCUUGCCUGGUGGUCCUGGCUGCUCGUUGCUGCACCGCACGUCACUCCUCAUACUUCCCAUCGACUCCUCUGUCUCUCCACUUCACCCAUUCCGCUUCCCCCUUGCCCCCUCUCAGCCUAUGCCUACGUCUCUGCAAGCUGCAGCUACUCGUGCUCCAGCGGGCUUGCCUGGUGGUCCCACCUUCUCAUUCCCACCGCACAGCACUCCUCACAUUUCCCCAUCAACUCCUCCCUCUAUCUCUUCCCCUCCCUCCACCCCUCUCAGCCUACGUCUCUGCAAGCUGCAGCUACUCGUGCUCCAGCGGGCUCGCCUGGUGGUCGUGGCUGCUCAUCAGUUUCGCGAUUCUCUUUGUCUCUGUAGGGGUGGGCUUCGGGGUCUAUGUGUGCCUGCGCUCUGCCCGCAGCUGAUUCCAAGAGCACUGCUGAAUGUGCGUGCUGCGGGCUUGCCUGGUGGUCCUGGCUGCUCAUCGGUCUCGCCAUUCCCUUAG